Molecule: messenger RNA, 1659 nt
Organism: Lizanozyma spartinae
Lineage: Eukaryota; Fungi; Ascomycota; Pichiomycetes; Serinales; Debaryomycetaceae
Product: bifunctional choline kinase/ethanolamine kinase
Exons: 1
Coding region: 1-1659 (552 amino acids)
Biological process (GO): phosphatidylcholine biosynthetic process; phosphatidylethanolamine biosynthetic process
Cellular component (GO): cytoplasm
Molecular function (GO): choline kinase activity; ethanolamine kinase activity
Source: RefSeq, a predicted model, not a curated record
AUGGAAAUCACACCAGCAUCAAGCAUUUAUACACCUACGAGAAAUCGGUCACGGUCAAGAACUAGAAAUAGUACUGCUAACUCCAGGUCGACUAGCGCAACCAGAAGACCUUCACUUGGUCCUUCCAGACGAUCUUUGAGUAGUCUGUCAUUACCACGUUUGUCCACCCUAGAAAAGGGAGGGGAUAAGCCAGUUAAUUCUGUUCUGACUACCUUGGAUAAUUCUUUACCAUUAGAGUUUUUCAAACAAGAUGUUAUUGCAUUGAUUAAAGUAUUAAAAAUUAGCAAAUGGCACAAACGUACAUUGUUACCUGCUAAUUUGUCCAUUAACCGUAUCAGUGGUGCAUUGACAAACUCAGUUUACAAAUUGGAGUAUCGCGAUUCCGAAAAGACAUUACCACUGUUAUUAUUACGUGUAUAUGGUAAGUCUACUGAACUGAUUAUUGAUAGAGACCUGGAAUUGAAUUGUUUAAUUAAGUUGAGUCUGAAGAAAAUUGGACCUCGUAUGCUCGGAAUUUUCACUAAUGGUCGGUUUGAGCAAUUCUUGGAAGGCUUUAGAACUUUAAACAAAACUGAUAUUAGGGAUAAUGUAUUAUCUCAAAUAUUGGGGAGACGUAUGAAAGACUUACAUUAUAAGAUGGAUUUGGACAUUGAGGAUUUAGUAAGUGAUUUACCCACUUGUUGGAAAUUCAUAUACAAAUGGAUGAAUGUUUUUGAGAAUGAUUGUUUAGCUGAUUACCUGGAAGAAUUGCAAGAGAAAGUUUUCCUCAUGUCAUUUGCCGAUUUCAAAAAGUUAAUCUUCAAAUAUAAAAGUUGGUUGUUUGGCAAAUACGACAAUGAGCGUAUUCCUUCAAACUUCAAAUUUUGUCAUAAUGAUGCUCAAUAUGGUAAUUUACUUUUGCAUGAGCUGUUUGAUAAAAGUGAGGUACUUGUCAAAGAUGGUAGUGAAAAUGACAGUGAAUUUGUUUCCACCUCACACAACCGUGAUAACAAUUUGGUAGUUAUUGACUUUGAGUACCUGGGUGCAAAUUUCCCUGCUUUUGAUUUGGCUAAUCACUUUUGUGAGUGGAUGGCAGAUUACCAUGACGAAACUCGUUCCUACUAUAUGGAUGAAAACAAAUUUCCUACUAAGAAUCAGCAAUUGAAUUUCAUCAAGAGUUAUGUUGAAUAUGACUUCCAGUACCCCACUUCGAAUUUGAAGACUGAAGCUGAUGAUACCUUGGAAGCAAAAAACUUGAUGGAGUUAAUCAACUUUGAAAUCAAAAAAUUGUAUAAUGAGUGUAUCUUCUGGAGAAGUUCUGUUUCGACUUAUUGGUGUUUGUGGGGUGUUAUCCAGAAUGGUCCCCUUAAUAAAUUAGCAAUUUUAAAUUCCACGCAAGAAAGGGUCGUUGAUUCUACUUAUAGUAUCACAAGCAAUAUGGAGAAUUUAGUCAUUUCAGAGACUGGAACACCUCCAUCUGCUGCUAAUGAUGAUGGCAUUGUAGUAGAAGAAGCUAUUACAUCAUCGGAUGAUGACUUUGAUUAUUUGAAAUACGCUGGGCAAAAGGCAGCUUUAUUUAUUGGAGAUAGUUUGCAAUUUGGUUUGUUGGAGAAGCUGGACUUGAGCCCUGGGGCCCUUGCAGCUGUCAAAUAUAUGGACGCAAAGCCUUUUGAAUUGUAG